Messenger RNA from Hippopotamus amphibius kiboko, 985 nucleotides. RefSeq names its product SNAP associated protein (gene SNAPIN). Gene Ontology annotation, cellular component: BLOC-1 complex; synaptic vesicle; BORC complex. Gene Ontology annotation, biological process: lysosome localization; lysosome organization; synaptic vesicle exocytosis. Lineage: Eukaryota; Metazoa; Chordata; Mammalia; Artiodactyla; Hippopotamidae. Gene Ontology annotation, molecular function: SNARE binding. The record is from RefSeq and is a predicted model, not a curated record. The coding region runs from base 58 to 468 and encodes 136 amino acids. The transcript has 4 exons.
CGGGCUUCAGUUCCCGGCGGUCCUCGCGGCAGGUUCCGGGUGUAAGUGCAGUUCGUAAUGGCGGGGGCUGCUUCCGCCGCUGUGUCCGGGGCAGGGACGCCCGUGGCGGGGCCCGCAGGCCGCGACCUGUUCGCCGAGGGGCUCCUCGAGUUCCUGCGACCAGCUGUGCAGCAGCUUGACUCUCACGUCCACGCCGUCAGAGAGAGCCAAGUAGAGCUCCGGGAACAAAUUGACAACCUAGCUACCGAAUUGUGCCGUAUCAAUGAGGAUCAGAAAGUGGCCCUGGAUCUCGACCCCUAUGUGAAGAAGCUCCUUAAUGCCCGGCGACGAGUCGUCUUGGUCAAUAACAUCCUACAGAAUGCCCAGGAACGCCUGAGGCGGCUAAACCACAGUGUUGCCAAGGAAACAGCCCGAAGGAGGGCAAUGCUGGAUUCAGGAGUUUACCCCCCUGGUUCCCCAAGCAAGUAACAGGCCAGAAGAUGGGCCCAUGGCCACAGAAUAGCACAAAUACUAUCCCCUGGCUGCUCGUUCCCUCCAGGACUCCCUGUAGGUGUUGGGAUAUCAAAAAGGCAGCCCUGUGGUUUGUGUUUGAAGCACUUCAAAGUCUUACCCAUUUAUGUGGGGCCCAAAGAAACCUGUGUACACCAGGACUCAGGAUCCUGAAGGAUUUAUUAUGGCUCUUGCUUCCAAGAAUGAGCUGAGGCCUCUACAUUUUUUUUUUUAAGCUACCGUACUCAAGGCCCAUCUCCUCUACCAUCAUUAACAAGGGAGGGGCUUCCUCUGUUACACACAACGUUGCUGGACCUGGACAGAAUGUCCUCUACCUGUGACUUCCAAUUUUCCUUUGUUUACACUAAGGAUUUAGAGGAAAGGACAGGCAAAGUCAAGGUGAAUGACCCACCUACCCUCUUUUGUUGACUGCACUGGCUUGAUUACUGUAGCAGUGUUACUAGAACCAUUUAACUCAAUAAAUGCUUAAAUGGUA